AUCUGGUGCAGUGCACGAACGAACCGAACGUGUCCAUACCACAGCUGGCCAACCUGCUGAUCGAACGCACGCAGAACACAUCGUGGGUCAUCGUGUUCAAGGGCCUCAUCACCAUACACCAUCUCAUGUGCUACGGAAAUGAGGUGCGUGCGCGUUAUUUGUUUUGGCUUGCUGCAGGUUAUGACAUGUCUACCUACAUACGUCGCUACUCCAAGUACCUGAACGAGAAGGCAUACUCAUACAGGACAAUGGCCUUUGACUUCUGCAAGGUCAAACGAGGGAAGGAGGACGGGAUGCUUAGGACAAUGGGUACCGACAAGCUGCUGAAGACGCUGCCAGUGCUACAGAACCAAGUGGACGCUCUUCUCGACUUCGAAUGUUCGGCGAACGAACUGACGAACGGAGUGAUCAACUCCUGCUUCGUUCUGCUGUUCAAAGAUCUGAUCCGGCUGUUCGCUUGUUACAACGACGGCAUCAUCAACCUGUUAGGUGGGAAUGUGGGAAUUGAUAAGGGAGAAAUACCAGACCUAGCCAAGGCACCUAGCAGUCUGGUGGAGGCGCUGGAACAACAUCUCGGCGCUCCUGAAGGCAAGAAGGCAACGUCCGGCAUCGCCUCACCUCCAAACAAGCAGUCGGCGCAGAUGACGUCCGUCAUCAACACGAUGAGCACGACGGGAAGCGCGUUCGGCGCCGCGUCACAAGGGGGCGCCGCCGAGCUGACGGAACUCGACACGAAGAAGAUACUGGAGGAAGAGGAGAAACGCAUGGAGGAGCUGAGGAAGAUGCAUGAGGCACACCGACCUCACGGGUCCUCGUCCGUACCCGGGGCGAUGGUGGCGCCACCUAGCAACCCGUUCGCCGUCGAGAUGCCGCCUGGAGGAGCGAAGACCGCCGAAUCGGACCUCUUCGCGCUCGGUGCUCCCUCUGGUGGCAGCAUGGGGCUGAACGGCAGGCCGAGCGAUGACCUCAUGGGAAUUGCGCGCAAUCCGUUCUCGGACACGAUCUUGGCGGACGCCCACGCCCCGCCCGUCGCUGCCGUGCAGUCGAUGCCUGCAUUCCAGUCUAGUGGUGGUGGCGGCGGCGGUGGAGCGUGGGGGCAGCAGCAGCAGCAGCAGAACGGUUUCCAGCAGCAAGGCUCGGCGCAGUUCGCGCAGUUUGAUUCCGUUUUCGGCCACCAGGAGGCGCAGCAGAUGACGACGACGAGCAGCCAAUCAGGACAAUUCGAUGCGUUCGGCGAACUCCUGCAGCCGAUGCGCAGCACGGGGGCGCCACUGCAGCAGCCGACCGCCGCCGCCAUGUCCGCACAGCAGCAGCAGCAGCAGCAGCAGCAGCAGCUCCACCGGGGGGCGCCACCUCCCAGCAUACUGAAGGCCGACGUGAACCAGAGCCUCGCGCAGCUUGCCGAGAGCCUCACCAUCAACGGACCCGCCGUCAAGCAGGGACAUCAGUGGAAGCCGUCAGCUAAUCAGGGAGCGAGGACCGGCGGAAUGAACUGGCAGCCCGCGGUGGCAGCGUCAACGACCGCGGCGCCACCUAUGGCUGGUCCGGGAUGGGGCGCGUCGCCCCAGCAUCAGACCUACCAGCAGCCCGGCAUGGCCUACAACCCGUUCGGG
This is a messenger RNA of Priapulus caudatus, 1613 nucleotides long. Its product is annotated as phosphatidylinositol-binding clathrin assembly protein LAP-like. The record is from RefSeq and is a predicted model, not a curated record. Lineage: Eukaryota; Metazoa; Priapulida; Priapulimorpha; Priapulimorphida; Priapulidae. Gene Ontology annotation, molecular function: phosphatidylinositol-4,5-bisphosphate binding; clathrin heavy chain binding; 1-phosphatidylinositol binding. Gene Ontology annotation, biological process: clathrin coat assembly; synaptic vesicle budding from presynaptic endocytic zone membrane; clathrin-dependent endocytosis. Gene Ontology annotation, cellular component: extrinsic component of presynaptic endocytic zone membrane; clathrin-coated pit; clathrin-coated vesicle.